GAAGGUUGGGAGUUCGAUGCCCUGCUGAGUCAUACCAAAGAUGGGACCCAAUGCGGCUCUGCUUGGCACACAGCAUUGAGGAGAUUGGGUUUAAGGCUCUGUGAUACAUUAGCGUCAAGGGGGUCCAUCAAGCUGCCUCAUGCUACAGAAACAGGAGAUAGGCUCCUGUUCCUGUGAGCCGUUCCAGCUUGCACACUCCAAGGCUCGUGCCUUGGUUAAUGACUAAUUACUUACUAAUUGUGUUCUGAAUCCUGUUAAAUAGUCCAAUAGCACCAAGGACGGUCUUAGUGCACCAAUCCAACAACAAACUCCAGGCACCAAGUAGGGCGCAAACACAGUCUUGUGUUACUGUCUAGGAACUGUGGGUGAUGAGGUGAUUUGCAUUGAUUAUCAGUCCCAUUGUAGAUGGUCUUCUCCAGAAACAAACAGUAAUUCUGUAUGUUAGGCUAAGUAAAGACGGUCACUCACUCCUCGCCAAUGGAACUCAGUGCAUGACCAGAGAGACUCAGCACAAGAGAAACUGAAUGACGUCUCCUGUCUCUGUCAGAUGGUACCUAUGAAAACGAUGACAGGGACAGGCCUCUAUUCGCUUGCUUGCCUUCUCAUGAUCAGCAGUGUCCGUUCUACCUGUGUUCCUUUGGAGUGUCUGAGGUGUGCCAUAAUCCCCUCACCUGAAGUGUCUGGGAAUCACAAAGCAGAUGAGGCCACCUGUGAACACCUGUGCUCUAACACUACCCAAUGUCUCAAUACCACUGAUGUAGAGAAUUGCAUAAAAGAUUUUGAAGUGUUUCUGAACACCAGUAAUGGAUUUGAAGUGGAGGAGGGUGAUGACCUCACAAUGGAGUGUGCCCACGACCUACCGGUGAGAGAUCAUGACCUGCUGGUGUUUGUCUGGCUGAAGGAUGGGCUUCCCCUGGAGGGUGAGAACAAUAGCACGGUGACCUUGGAGAGGAUAGGCAUAGAUACCCCUGCCGAGGGGAUAUACACCUGCACCAUCCAGAGUCCCUGUGGCAACUUCACCUCAGAUCCAGAAGAACUUGAAUUUAAAGACCUGACAGUGGUGAUCAUUGUGAUCUGUGGUGUGUCUGCUGUGGUGCUGGUCCUGUCCCUGGGCAUGGGCAACAAGAUCAUGCUGAAGAAGGACUUUGCGAAGACCAAGACCAGGAUGCAGCAUAAUACUCAGAACCUACGGAACACCACCACCACAACAGAGUAGGGUUUACUUUUUCCCAAAAACCUAGCCAUUUUCUUCCUGAGAAAAUUGCAAGCCUUUCCCGGGCAUCCAUGUAUUCCCGUUAAAACGGGAAGGGCUUUUUAAAAGCAUAUAAAAACCUGAUUCACUGUAAAUGGAGAAAGAUACACACGUGUCUAACGGUUUCUUGCUCUAUUUGUUGCAAUUUAAAGGUCCAAUGCAGACGUUUUUAUCUCAAUAUCAAAUCAUUUCUGAGUAACAAUUAAGUACCUUACUGUGACUACUUUAAAUUAAAAUGGUAAAAUAGAUACAAAAUUAGGUUUUUAUGUUCUUGUAAAUGUAUUUAAUUCCAGACUAGAUUAUUUUCACCCUCCACAACUCUUUCUAAUAUGUGUGUUUGUUCCAUCACUUGUGAGAAAUUGCAUUUAAUUUAAUAAACAAGUAA
This is a messenger RNA of Oncorhynchus keta (chum salmon), 1637 nucleotides long. RefSeq lists its product as uncharacterized. The record is from RefSeq and is a predicted model, not a curated record. The transcript is spliced from 8 exons. Lineage: Eukaryota; Metazoa; Chordata; Actinopteri; Salmoniformes; Salmonidae. The coding region runs from base 548 to 1216 and encodes 222 amino acids.